AACUUUGUUAAAAAAUAAACGUGUGAGUGUCAGUUUGAAGUUUUUUGAAACCAGGUUCCUUCAAAUUCAUAGCUGUCAAUGCUCGUCUUAUUGUGAAAUCGUGCUCAAGAUGCCUCUAACCAACGCCCAACUACUAAUAACAGCCAACUUUCUGCAUUUUGUAGCGUCAGGAUUAAUGAAAUCGUCCUUCAUCGUCCACUUCGUGUCGAACGGAGGCAACUACUUUAUUCUAGGUCUGUUAGUGUCGUCUUCCUUCGUGGCUGCCACCCUGUCGAGAUAUGUAGUCGCCAUCAUCGACCUCAACAAAAAAUUCGCAAUCACGUUUUGUCUAUAUUCUACUUUUUGCACUUAUUUUUUGUUGAUGUUUUCGUCCAACCGCUGGACGCUUUGGCUUUGUAGAACGUGCUAUGUACUCACCAAUCAGAUCUACGAUCUGUCGCAAGAGUUCUUGGAAACGAACGAAGAGUUCUCUCUGAGGGGUUUAUCGCAUCUGCUCAAAGUAACCAAGUUUGCGGGUACCAUAACCGGUGCCAUCGUGGGUGGUUACGUUUACGACGCGUCUGGUAGUUUUCUUUCAGUGGCGGCGGGUACUAGUCUUGUCACACUUCUAGCUAUUAGUUUCGUACAAAAUCUAGAACCGGAAGUUAGAAAUACAAGGAAUAGAUUGUCGCUGCAGCCUUUAAGAAAAUAUUCCUCUGGAAUAAAACUCUUACAGUACAGACAGUAUCCGCAAAAGUGGAAGAGGGUGGUACUAAUGCUGGCGUUCACUUUCGUUUAUAAAAUUUAUUUCUCGGGGUUCAUUUUUCUGGCGAAUUCGCCAGACGAAAUCAGUACUAUUUUGAUAGGGUUUUCCGUGGCUUAUCGACGCAUUGUGAUGUAUGCGUAUAAUGUCGUAGUACCGUUUAUGCAGAAGAUGGAUAUAAACACGAACCUCCUCUUCGAUUACUGUUUGUCUGUAUCCGCUAGUUCUUUCUGCGUACUUUCUCUAGUCCCCAAUCGUGCGACUUACUUCUUCGUUUUUCCCCCGUUGGUACUCACCCACACACUCAUCCACUCGUUCUUCGGGAACGAUAUUAUGCAUUUACGAGGCGCCAGAGGCCUAGUCGAGUCCGGUAUUUUAAUCAAAGACUUAGUUUCCUUAUUCGGACCCUUCUUUUUUGGAAUUUUGAGCCAACACUUCCCGCUGAUGGCGUUUCGCACGUUGAUGAUCUUCCCCAUAAUGGUAUGCGGAUACCUAUGCGAGCAAAGUUUUUACUCCAGAGAAACUUGA
Molecule: messenger RNA, 1270 nt
Organism: Zophobas morio
Lineage: Eukaryota; Metazoa; Arthropoda; Insecta; Coleoptera; Tenebrionidae
Exons: 5
Coding region: 110-1270 (386 amino acids)
Source: RefSeq, a predicted model, not a curated record